AUGAAGCUCACCUUCACCGCUGUCUUUGGCCUCGCUGCCACUGGCAACACCAACAUCAAGUUCCCCGUCCCCGACAAUAUGACCAUCAAGCAGGCUCAGGCCAAGUGCGGUGACCAGGCUCAGCUCUCUUGCUGCAACAAAGCCACCUAUGCUGGUGAUACCACCGACGUCAACUCUGGCAUUCUCGGUGGUACUCUAUCCAACCUCAUCGGAGCAGGCUCCGGUGCCGAUGGUGUCGGUCUGUUCGACCAGUGCUCCAAGUUGGAUCUCCAGAUCCCCAUUCUCAUUGCCGUCCCCAUCCAGGACUUGAUCAAUCAGAAAUGCAAGCAGAACAUUGCCUGCUGCCAGAAUUCCCCUUCGUCAGCCAACUCGGACCUUGCCGGUGUUGGCCUGCCCUGCGUUGCUCUCGGAUCCAUUAUUUAG
Molecule: messenger RNA, 423 nt
Organism: Penicillium atrosanguineum
Lineage: Eukaryota; Fungi; Ascomycota; Eurotiomycetes; Eurotiales; Aspergillaceae
Product: hydrophobin family protein
Exons: 3
Coding region: 1-423 (140 amino acids)
Cellular component (GO): fungal-type cell wall
Molecular function (GO): structural constituent of cell wall
Source: RefSeq, a predicted model, not a curated record